AUGGCGGGAGAAGGGCAAACAGGAGAGCAGCUCCUGAUGAGGCUGCUGCAGACGCAGCAGGAGCAGAUGGGACAACUCCAGAGACUGCUAGAGCAGAACCAGAGGCCACGCGGAACCGUGGUGGAUACAAAGGCUAUUGGCCGACCUGAGAAAUUGGGAGGAACACUGGAGGAAGCCUCGCGUGCAUGGCGCCAGUGGAACUACCGGCUGGAGCUUUGGCUCACGAGCCAGUUUCCAGAAACCCGGGCAAUCCUGACUUGGGCUCGGACCCAAGAUGAUGAAAUCGCCGUUACCAGGCUGAGAGAACAGCUGGUGGAUGGAGUGACUCCGGAAAAGGUCCAGGAGUUCAAUCGACAACUGGAGGUAGUCCUGGGUACUUUGACUAUGGACACCCCAGGGGAUAUCACAAUGAACUCGAGCGCAGGAUCCGGACUGGACAUGUACCGGCGGCUCCAUGGGAGAUUGGAUCCGACCGACAUGGUCACGAGCUUUAGGUGGUUGCGGCAGCUCAUGUCGACGAAGCCAGUUGCAGAAGUGAGCGACUUGAUCGCUGCAGUGGAGAGAUGGGAGGACCAGCAUCGGAGGUAUGCUGCCCGUCGGGACUGCACGGCGCUGACCGAGCGCCAGAAGAUGGUUUCGUUGUUGGGAAUGGUUCCCGCGGAGUUGCAGUCACACCUGGAGCUCAACCUUCCACGGCUCAACUCGUACGACCUUCUACGGAGGGAAAUCGUGACUUUCGCCGAGAACCGCCGGGCAUUCACUGUGGAUGACUCCGGCGCAAUGCCUAUGGAUAUCGACUACGCCAAGGGGAAGGGGAAGGGAAAAGGAAAGGACAAGGAGACCCGUAAGUGCCACAAGUGUGGCAAAGUGGGCCAUCUCGUAAAGGACUGCAGGAGCCCGAUAGACAUAAGGAAGAACAAGGAUACAGGAGGUGGUUCUAGUGGUUACCCCAAAGACCCCACCCCAGGAGGUAGAGGUAGUGCAGGGAAACCGCCGAAGGGUAAGGCUCAAGGUAGGGGCCGCGGCGGGAAAGGCAAGGGCGGACACGCCCGCGAGCUAGACGGCGAAGAAGAAGAGCCAGACGGCGAGGAGCCUGAGCAGGAGGAGGACUACGAAGCCGAGGUGGGCUUCAUAGGAAUGCUCGAAGGCGAAGGAGAGGACCCGGGAAGGGGAGACGAGACGCCAAAGAAGCCGGAAACAAAGGAAAAGAAAGAAAAGAAGAAGGAAAAAGAAGAAAAGAAAAGGAAGAGCCCAGAGGGCGACGACGAAGACUGGGGAACCUGGCGUUCCGACCCCAGUGCUUCUGGCGCGGGAUCGUCUCGAGACCCGCCAGAAGGGGGCAGGGCACGAGCAAGUGCCAAAGCCAAGGCAGCUGGCGGCACUUCCUCCAUGACGGGGGUUGGGCUGCGGCUCCUCGAGGGCAACCUGGUGUCCGAGCUGCAGGCUCGCCAGGCCGAGCUCAACAGGGCCCUGGCUAGUGCCGAAGGUGACGAGGAAAGGGCCAACCUAGAAGCCCAGCUCGAGGAAGUCACCCGGCAGCUGAAGGAGCUUGUGGCUAAGAGGAGGGCUGCCAGGACGGCUACCGCUGGGAGUUGGAAGUCGUCGGCACGCUUCUUGGCUGACGUCCGCUCGGGACGCAAGGCCAAGCUGGCCAAGAGGAAGGAGCUUAGCCGCCAGCGAGCGGCGAAGCACAGGCAAGCCUCCCGCGAAGGGAGGGCUCGCGAAAGGGUUGCGCUGGACGAGGAGUGGCAGAAGAGGUACAACAAGCCGCUUAAGAAAGACGACGGCAAGAAGGCAUCCUACCCGCUGAUGCCGGAGAACACCGAUCGAGAGGCAAGACCCUUGAGCAAGCGAGCUAGGGAAAACCUUCGCCAAGAAGGUGCUGGGGACGACGUUCCGGAGGAGCACGUUAGGGCUUGGCGAGAAAAGCCUAAGACUCCUGGGGAACGUGCUGGCAAGCGCCGCAGGGAGGCGGCCAGGAAGAAAAGGAAAGAGAGCGGCAGUGCGGGACCCGUUUCGGGAACCGCAAGGGCCAAGGCCGCAGCCAAGCCAAAGGCUAAGCCCAAGGCAAAGCCUGUGCCCAAGGAGCCGCCUGGGCCACCACCUGCAAAGGGCAAGAAGGAAGUGAAGGGCACCGACCGGCCUGCUGAGCCGGCGGGGGAGCCUCCGCGGAGGCGAGCCAGGCCCAAGCACUCUGCAAGGGUAGCCGAGGCUAUCCGGACGGCGCCGUGGCGUAACGACGGCAAGUUGCCCGGGGAGCAGGGGAAUGGAAAGGAGAGCGGCAAGAAGGGCAGUGGUGGGACUCCGCCCGUGAUGGGCCGAAGCAAGCUUCUUGGGGCGGCGUUGGCUGGGGCGCUGCAGGCGCAAGCCAAGAGAAUGCCCAAGGAGAAGAUCAUCCGGAGGAGCCAGGUGAAUCGCCUGGUGGAAGCCCACAAGGGCACAGACCGCUUUGCGAAGCGGCAGGGGCUGAGGAGAGCCCUGGUGAAGAAGCUCCCAAAGGGGACGGUCGGAGUCGCCGCCGAGCGCAAGCUGCUGGACAGCGACUGUGAGAGUUGCACCUCUCGACGAGGAAAGGCCACGAGGGCCGCAGCAGCUGCUUACGCCAAGAGUCUUCUCCAGAAGAAGGAGAGGAUGAAGCAUCUGCCCCUCCUUUCGGAGGACGAAGGCGAAGAUGAAGAAGUGGAGGUCGAGGUGGAAGAGGAAGACCCCGACGCAGACCAUGUGCCACUGGGGCGAAGAGGUCCCGAGGACCCACCCGACGGAGAAGGCGGCCUGGAGGGCCGGGUUGGAACCGUGUUUUCCUUAUCUGGGAAUGGGGCCGCUUCGGCACCUUCCCGGAACCAGAAGCAUCCCUCAAUGGAGGUGAUCCUGGACAGCGGUGCAAGCCACAACGUGCUGCCAGACAAGGUGUACCAGAAGCUCUUCGAGGAAGGGAGGGCCACAGCCUUGAAGGAGGUGAGUUCGCCACUUAAGUUUUCCACGGCGAGCGGGGAGAGUCUGCCCAACCUGGGCACAACGGAGUUGCUUCUGAGUGGCCCGUCUUCGGAUGGGAAGGCCACCAGGUGCAGAUGCAUCUUCAACGUGGCAGCUGUGCAACGCUGCCUCCUCUCCACCGGUCGUGCGAUGGACCGUGGCAACGCCUUGGUCUUUGCAGGUAAGGAGGCCACGCUGUACCUCCCGAAUGGGAGUUCUUUGGUCUUCCCGGUGCGCGGGACCUUGAAGGUAGGAGCCGUAGCUGUAGAGCCGUUUCGUUUCACCCAGAACAGAGCCAUUUUGGUGGUUUGGUUAAAGGAAAGGAGAGGAAGGAAAAGAAGGAAGGAGGAGAAGAAAGAAGGGCGGCAGGCGCCGCAGCUGAGUACUACAACCUCUUUUCCGGAGCCGGAGGUGUUCCCGAUCCACUCCCGACCGUUUGGGGAUGGUGAGCCACGCCAGGCGGAGCCCGCUUCGGGAUCCGCCCAGCCAGGAGGCGACGAAGCACAGCGUGCGAAGCCACUUCGAGCACCGCCUGUGCCCACGCCUCAAAUGGUUGCUGAGCACGAGGUGACACAUAUCCCUUACCGAUCGUGGUGCCCAGCAUGUGUAGCUGGACGGGGGCGAGCCUACUCGCACCACCACGAGGGCCGAGACUCCACAGUGCCUGUGGUAUCAGCUGACUACCUGUACUUCUCUGAGAAGGGAGUACCGGGAAAGAGCCUGCCAACAGUUGUCUUGAGGGACCGUGCCUCAAAGGCCAUCUUCUCGCAUCUGCUGCCAACUAAAGGGACGGUAGGUUCGACCUAUCCUGAAAAGGCGGUGCUUCGAGAUUUGAACUGGCUGGGGUACAAGCGCUUGGUUCUGAAGACGGACCAAGAGAACGCGAUCAAGGCAUUGGGGGCAGCUGUGAAGGCUGGUUUUCCAGAGGACUUGACUCUGGAAGAGUCGCCCAAGGGAGACUCUCACGGGCAAAGCAACGGCACAGCUGAGAAUGCAGUGCAACGUGUGCAGGGACAAGUGCGCACGAUGAAGUAUGCCCUGGAGCAAAAUGCUGGAGGAGAACUACCCAAGGACUCGGUUAUCUUCCCUUGGAUGAUCGAGUACGCAGGGGUGCUCCACACCUUGUUCUCUCAAGAGGACAGCGAGGGCAUGACUCCGUUUCAGAAGCUGAAGGGCCGGACCUGGCAAGUAGCUCUUCCAAGCUUUGGAGAAAUCGUGGACUAUCGCCGAAGGGCGAAAAGCAAGCUUGAUGCCAGAUGGCAAGAAGGAGUCUACCUAGGACUGCGGCUUACGAGUUCGGAGAAGAUUAUCGGGACGCCUUCGGGUAUCCUGGUGGUGCAGUCUAUCCGAAGGAAGCCUGCAGACAAGCAGUUCAAUCUCGAGAUGCUGAGGGCUGUGAAAGGAACUCCCUGGCAGCCUAAUCCCGAGAAGAGCACGGACGCCGAUGCAGACAGACUCCCGGAGCCUAUCGUGAUAGAGCCUGUGGUCGAGCAAGCAGAGCUUCCACCGAAACCUGGAGAAGCCGAACGGUUGCCUACGUAUCGGAGAAUGUACAUCCGACAAAGCGACCUGGAGCAGUUUGGCUAUACUGGGGGUUGUGAAGCCUGUGCCGCCAUUCGCGAAGGCAGAGAACGCCAAGGUAUCAACCACAACGAGACGUGUAGGAAGCGGAUCCAAGAGGCGCUGAAGGACACCUCUCGGGGCCAAGCCCGCCUAGAGCGAGAGACUCAGCGCGAAACCGAGUACUUCACGAAAGUCCACGAGGCAGAAGAAAAGAAGAGAAAGGCUGCAACAGAGAAGGAGAAAAGGCCUGAGGCAGGAAGUGCAGAGGCGAGCGAGCCCAGCCAACCUAGCAGGCCACCAGAGCAAGCAGCAAAGAAAGUGGAGAAAAGGAAACCCUCUAAAGCAGAGCCUGUCUCCGUUUCGCGAGAGAGUAAGAAGCCAGCAGUUACCGCUUCGGAAGCUGCUUCGGCGAGCAAACGGAAGAGCGAGGACCCUGGAGACCAAGAGAGGUCCGAGCUGAGGCCUGCAGAGGACCGAGCAGAAGGCUCUAAGCGCAAGGCUGAAAACGUCGAGGGAAUGAUUGAGACGCUUAUUGCUGGAGAGCGAAAGGCGUGGAUUGAAUCCCUGGAAGGAGUCGAACAGCCUACCUGCGACCUGGUUGAUGGUUUAGUGGAAGAGGUUCUUGCGGAGACCUUCUACGACGACCUCACCGGGAAAGAGCUUCCAGCUGAAGGUGUUAAAGCAGCCCGGGCAGAGGAAGUGAGCGUCAUCAGGCAGAUGGGAGUGUGGGAAGUCAUACCCCGUCCUGCAAACGAGAAGGUGAUCGGUACGCGAUGGGUGGACAUCAACAAGGGGGAUGGUGCCCGUCACAAACUGAGAUCCAGGCUUGUCGCUCAGGAACUCAAAAGAGCCCGCGGACCGCAACAACCAGAGGACCAGUCCACUUGGAGCGAUUUCUUCGCUGCAAUGCCGCCACUCAGUUCUCUUCGGGCGCUAUUUUCCUUAGCGACUACACAGCGUGUACCCAACACUCGGGGAAAGCUGUUACCUGUUGGGUCUGGAGGCGAAGUCUGUCUUAUGUUUCUGGAUGUGAAGAAAGCUCACUUUUGGAGCCCUGUACGCCGGAGACUCCUUGUGGAGCUUCCACCAGAAGCUGGAGAGGGACGAGACAAGGUUGGACUUCUGAAGCGUUCCUUGUAUGGGACCAGGGAUGCACCUUCCAAUUGGGAGAAAGCCAUCAAGGAUGCUCUGGAGGGCUUGGGCUUCAAGCAAGGAAGAAGCAACCCAUGCCUGUACUUCCACGAGGAGAAAUCUUUGCGACUCAACGUCCAUGGAGAUGACUUCACAGUGGUUGGAAGUUACAAAGAGCUCAAGUGGCUAGAGGCUGAACUGGGCAAGGUUUGGACAGUAGAGACAAGAGGCAUCCUGGCUAGACCCGGUUCGGAGCUGCCAGGCGUGAUUCAUCAAAUCUCUGUCUUGAAUCGCCUAGUGACGUGGACCCAAGAAGGCAUCGAGAUGGAAGCCGACCCCAGACAUGUGGACUUAGUUCUGGAACAGCUGGGUCUGGAAAAAGGAGUUUCUGUGAUCACUCCACUGGUCAAGGUGAAAGAAGAGGACAUGGACAAGACUCCACUUGGUACUGCUGAAGCAGCUCUGUACCGUUCUAUCGCUAUGCGGAUAGGUUAUCUGUCUAUGGACAGGCCGGACUUGCUUAGGACCGUCCGCGAGUUGGCGAAAGGGCUGAAAGAACCUCAACAACACCAUUGGGGUCUCUUGAAGAGAGCUGCAAGAUAUCUCCGAGGAUCUCCUAGGCUGGUGCAAUUGAUCCCGUAUCAAGAGCAUUUCACAAGCAUCAAUGCUUGGUCCGACAGUGACCACGCUGGGUGUAUCAAGACUAGGAAAAGCACGACUGGAACCGUGAUCCAGCUCGGAGAAGCAACGGUGAAGACGGCAGCCAAGGGGCAAGCUGUGAUUGCCCUGUCCACUGGAGAAGCAGAAUACUAUGGCUUGAUAUCAACAGCCUCAACCGCUUUGGGCGAGCAAGCAAUGAUGGCGGACUGGGGUGUAAAGCUGUCUGUCAACAUAGCUAUGGAUGCCAGCGCGGGCAUAUCCAUCGGCUCGCGACGAGGGCUGGGUAAGGUCAAGCACAUUGACACCUGCUAUCUGUGGGUGCAAGAAAUAGUGGAUCAAGGAAGAAUACGCCUGAAGAAGGUCAACACGCAAGACAUGCUGGCAGACCUCAUGACGAAGCCUUUGGACGGCCAAACUGCUACGAAGCUAUUGAGUCGAAUGGGCUACACCGUCAGGUCUGGAAAGCAUGAGCUGGCCUUAGGAAAGGCGUGA
This is a messenger RNA of Symbiodinium sp. CCMP2592, 6819 nucleotides long. The record is from the annotation of a GenBank genome assembly. Lineage: Eukaryota; Dinophyceae; Suessiales; Symbiodiniaceae.